Messenger RNA from Acanthoscelides obtectus, 282 nucleotides. Lineage: Eukaryota; Metazoa; Arthropoda; Insecta; Coleoptera; Chrysomelidae. The record is from the annotation of a GenBank genome assembly.
AUGCCUGGAAUAGACUGGGCUCGUUCUCUGCUAGAAAGACACGAAAGAGAGAUCAAUCAAAAAGUGUCGGCGAAUUUAAAAAUGUCACGUGCACGUAUUUCGCGUGAUAUCGUCGUAGAAUAUUUUAAUAAUCUGAGAGAAACGCUGAAAGAUCUCCCAGCCGCUAACGUGUUCAAUUACGACGAAACGAAUUUUCAAGAUGACCCUGGGAAGCAUUUCGUCGUGGAACCAAGUAUCCAGAACGCAUAUGCAACUUUACAAAGACAACAAUAUCAAUUAUGA